Vespula vulgaris is the source of this 5144-nucleotide messenger RNA. RefSeq names its product beta-mannosidase (gene beta-Man). Lineage: Eukaryota; Metazoa; Arthropoda; Insecta; Hymenoptera; Vespidae. The record is from RefSeq and is a predicted model, not a curated record. Bases 227 to 5125 code for a protein of 1632 amino acids. The transcript has 16 exons. Gene Ontology annotation, molecular function: beta-mannosidase activity. Gene Ontology annotation, biological process: carbohydrate metabolic process; glycoprotein catabolic process.
GUAGCUAGAUAAUAGAUUACUUUGUUUUUCACAAAUGCACUUUUAAGUUUUCUUCCUGUUUCAUUAUUUCUGUAAAUGUUAUCGUUCAUUCAAUUUAUUAUAAUCAAAAAAAUCAUAUGAUAUAUUUUUAAUGUGAAAUGAGAUUUGCAGUAAUUUGAUAAAAAAAAAAAAGAGAUCUUUGUUUACGAAUGAAUGUUUGCUGUAGAUACGAUAAGUCUUUAAAAAAAUGUCAAGUAAUAUAGAAAAUUUGACCGUGUCGGAAAAAGAAGAAAGUGAAAUGAUGAAAAAAGAACUUGAAAAAGUGGGAAUAGACAAGCCAAACUAUAAUCUUAAUGACAUGAAGCAAAUUAUCAAUAUAAUACAUGAAUCUAGAGAAAUGGCCAGAACAGAAAACAAUUCAAGGAAUCAAAAGGAUUUACCAUAUUCUACUAAUAAUUCUGUACCAGAUGUAGCAAUUAAAGCAAAGUCAAUACAAGAAACAGAUAAUGACCGAUCAAAACCAAGUUGUUCAUACAAUAUAUAUCGUAAUAAUAGUUCAGAAUCAUCUAAUGUUCGUGAUAAGAAAAACAUUACAUCUAGAAGAAGGAGUUCAGAUGAUGAUGUCAGUGAUGAUGGUGCAGAUAAAUUUUUAUGUCGUCAAAAAUUUAAGAAUUCUAUGCAGGAAUGUUCUAAUUCACGUAUAGAAAGCAAAUCAGAACGUAAAAAAAAAUUGAUUAGAUGGCAAAUUAAUCCAUUAGAUUCUCAUUUUGAUCAGAACGAUGUGCCUUUACAACAACCAAGGCGACCUCCAGCUCAAGAGCGCAUACCUUUCAGAUUUUGUAAAGAUGCGCAUACAACUGAAAAAGGCAAUAAAAUAAUGAAUGAAUUGAGUAUUCAUUUGAAAGAAAUGGCAGAUCUAUGGUUCAGUUGCCAUGUUUCAACCCAAUUGAAGUUUCAAUGGGGGACACCCAUUCAGGUGGAUACUGAUAACAACAGUUUGGACAGAAAACCUCUCAUGGUUGCUUCUAAUUUCAAUGAAUUAAAAAAUAUAAGCAGUAAUUAUGACAGAGCUAACAAAAGGAAAGCUGCUUGGUUUACUAAUAAAGCAGUAUCAAGUUCCAGCAGUGAUGAUAAUGAUGAAAUGAGAUUUAGUCUUCUAAAAAAAACAAAAACUGAAGAUAAAAACAAAGUACGCAAAAUAUUGCAUAACAAGGAACCAAUAACUCAAGAAACAGAUUGUUUAAAGCAACAGUCUGAUAAAGAAGAUUUAUUAUCAAAUAAUAAUUUUAAUGUUAUUAAUAACAAUGAUACAGCUAGCAAAUGUAUAAAUGUAAAAUCUUUGCAAGGGCCUGAUGAAAGAGUGGUAUCUCCUAAUAUGUUAUCCAAUCCAAGAGUAGAGACACCUUUAAAGUCAAGUGAGUUUGAUAAAAAUAAGACACGAAGUACUUAUUUGUCAUUAAAAAAUCAUAAAGCUUCAAAUAAAAAUGAUGUAGAAAGUCCUAAUACAUCAAAAAAAGGAAGUCUAGAUCAUAAAUUGGUAACUAAAGAAGCAAUUGUAGAAUUGGAAAGAAUCAAUGACAAAGAUAAUGAAACAUUAUUAAACGAAGAUGUUGUUAUUAAACCAUUAUCUAUGAAAAAUUUUUCAACGCGAUUAGCAAAACAAUGUACGCAUUUAAAACAAGUUGAUGCUGAAAGAAAAAGAAAAAUACUUUUAGAUCAAAAGGAAGCUCAAAGAAAAGAGGAGGAAGAAAAAGAGAAAAGAAAACAAGAUUUUAUGAAAAGAAGAAUGCAAGAGAUGGAAGAAACAUUUAAAGAAAAAGAGAAAGCUCAAAGUAAAGAUAGAAAAAAGGAUAGGCUAGUAGAAGUCUUACAAUCUAGAAAUACAAGUCGAAUACAAAAAUUAAAGGAUCAAGAAAAAAAACAAAUAGAAAGGCAAAAUAAAGAAACUGUACUUCAGGACAAUGGCAAUGAAAAUAUAAUUGAAGAAAUGGCAAAGGAUAGUUAUUGUUUAGAAAAAAAAGUAACUUGUCCUAUCUGCAAUAAAUCCUUCCCGAGCAAUAAGAUAGAAAAUCAUGCAGCUAUGUGUGAUCAAUUCGAAAUGGAUAAUGAACCUGAACAAAACAGUAUUUAUUCUCCUCAAAACAGUAGAUAUGUAGUCAAAGAAAAAACUAAGAAUUCAAAAACGAUAUAUGAAUGUGAUAUUUGUUCUUUGUUUAAAACAGAAAAUGGCAUAGAUUAUGAAGAUCAUGUUAAUAAAUGUUUACAACAUAAACAAAAUUCUCCAUCUCGAGGUACUUCUAUUACAAUCAGUGUACCUGAUUCUCCUGUACGUUCUUAUCAACCCAUUAGUGAACAAAGAACUUCUAACAUAGAUUACAAUGGCCAAUUAAUUUCAGUAAGGAAAACACAAGUAGGUAGGAAGAGAAAACGUUUUUAUAUGCACAAUAUUGUUUAUAUUUAUUUUAAUUUCUUUUUUUUAGAUAAAUCUUCUAACAAAAAAUGCCAAGAAUUAGAUUUUCCUGCAGUUGUGCCAGGUGGCAUCUAUACAGAUUUAACUGCUGCACAUUUGAUAUCUAAUAACUUUCUAGCAAUAAAUGAUAUAAAACAUCGAUGGGUUGGUAAACAAACAGUUGUAUACAGCAAAAAUUUUACUGCAACAAAUACUUUUGUAAAUGGUUCAACAAUAGCCUUGAUAUUUCACGGACUCGAUACUUUUGCUACUAUUUUUUUGAAUGAUCAUAAAGUAGGAGAAACCUCUAAUAUGUUCUUAAAGUAUAUAUUUUAUAUAGAACAAUAUAUAAAGAUAGGGGAUAAUACUUUAAAAAUUGUAUUUGAUUCGCCUAUAAAAAUGGCAGAUAAUUUAUAUAAGAAUCAAAGUUUACAAUAUAUUGUUCCUCCAAAAUGUGUUCCCAAAGAAUAUAAUGGAGAGUGUCAUGUUAAUCAUAUUCGAAAAAUGCAAGCUAGUUUCUCAUGGGAUUGGGGUCCAGCUUUUCCUUCCAUGGGAAUUUGGAGAAAUAUUGAAUUAAUUUCUACUACUGAAGUUCUAGUUACAGACAUUACAACAGAUAUAUAUGAAAAAGAUAAUCUUUGGGAAAUUGUUAUAACAAUAUUCUUUGAAAUUUCUCCUAAUAGAAAAAGUGACACUAUUACGUGUAAUAUAACUUCAGAAUUAUAUAAUAUGAAUUCUAUAUAUGUUCAAAAUUCAUCUAAUAUAAUAUUACAAGUAAAGAAUAGAUAUGUUACUGCAUCAACUAUAUUAAAUGUGCAUUCGAAAUUGAUUGAUAGAUGGUGGCCAAAUGGUUUUGGCAAACAAAAUUUAUAUAUAUUAAAAGUUACUAUUACAACAGAAACCAAAACAUUAAACAAAUAUAUACGUAUAGGUUUCAGAACUAUAGAAUUAGUAGAAGAACCAUUAGAAAAAGGAUUAAGUUUUUAUUUUCGUGUAAAUGGUGUACCAAUAUUUGCAAAGGGAAGUAAUUUUAUUCCUGCAAGUAUAUUUCCUGAAUUAACAGCUAAAGAACAUGUUAUUAGGAACCUACUGCAGUCGGCUAAGGAUGCACAUAUGAAUAUGCUUAGAGUUUGGGGUGGUGGAUUGUAUGAAUCUGAUUUAUUUUAUGAUUUAGCCGACGAAUUUGGAAUUAUGAUUUGGCAAGAUUUUAUGUUUGCUUGCUCCAUGUAUCCUACAAGUGAAGAAUUUUUGAGUUCUGUUAAAAAGGAAGUUAUACAAAAUGUACGACGAUUAAAAAAUCAUGCAAGUAUAGUUUUAUGGGCAGGCAAUAAUGAAAACGAAGCAGCUUUAUAUAGUAAUUGGUAUGGAACUGGUAGAGAAGAUAUAUAUAAAAAUGAUUACAUUAAACUUUAUGUGAAUUUAAUUAAAAAAGAGGUGGAAAAAUCAGAUCCUACUAGACCUUUUGUUGUAUCCAGUCCAAGUAAUGGUUUAUAUACAAAAGAAUAUAAUUAUACUGGACAAAAUCCUUAUUCAAAUUUAUAUGGAGAUGUUCAUUAUUAUAAUUAUAUAAGAAAUGGAUGGGAUAUAAAUCAAUACCCAUGUUCAAGAUUUGUUUCGGAAUAUGGAUUUCAGUCAAUGCCAUCAAUUUAUACAAUAUUAACAGCUGUGGAAAAUUUUGAUGAUUUACGAAUGAACAGUAACUUUUUGAAACAUCGUCAACAUUUACCUUCUGGCACUGAAUUCAUGAAAUUUCUUAUUUCUAAAAAUUUUCUAAUACCAAAAUCAAAUAAUACAAUUCAAGAUUUUAUGGAUUUUAUAUAUUUAAGUCAAAUAAAUCAAGCUGUUUCUGUGAAAAUACAAACAGAAUCAUAUCGUCAAUCAAGAUCAGAGUUGAAUGCAUUAGGAGAAGGAUUUACGAUGGGAGCUCUUUAUUGGCAAUUAAAUGAUGUUUGGCAAGCUCCAUCAUGGUCUUCUAUUGAAUAUGGAGGAAGAUGGAAAAUACUUCACUAUUAUGCAAUAGAAUUUUUCUCACCUAUUAUCGUAACCUCUCGUUUAUCUCAAGCAAAUGAACUAUCAAUAUAUAUCGUUUCUGAUAAAUUAUAUCCAAUAAAUAAUUGUACUUUAAAAUUAAGUAUCUAUAAUUGGAAUUCGAUGGUACCUCUACAUGUACAUUCUAUAGAUAAUAUUAAAGUUGAGCCAAAUAAAGCGAUGCUAAUUACAUCAAUAUGGCUUGAUAAACUCCUUGAAGAAGUUAAAUGUGGAACAUUGGUAGAAGCAAAGAAAUUCUGUAUUAUGCGUCUUACACUUGAAGAUUAUAAUGCAUUACAAAUUGCUCCCAUUAAUUAUGUAUAUCCAACUGUACUAAAAGAUGUAAAUAUCCCAUUAGCCAAUGUCAAAAUAAAAAUUAAUACAAAUUAUCUACCAGGAAAAUUAUCAAAUUAUCCAGAUUAUGAAAUUGAAGUAUCCACUAAUAAUAUAGCACUUUUUGUUUGGUUAGAAGUAAAAUCCAUAAAUGGUCGUUUUUCAGAAAAUGGGUUUCACAUGUUUGAGCAAAGGAAAUAUAUAAAGUUUCAUGCAUAUGAAGCAAUUACGCCAAAUACAUUACAAAAAAAUAUACAAGUUACAACUUUCUCUGACAUUUACAAUUCAAAUAGAACUGUAAAUAUGUAUGAAUACUUUUAUGAUGGAGGAAAAUAAAUAUCAUAAUGCAAGUAAA